CUUGUCGUCUCACUUUCUUGUGUAAUAAUUGCUCGCCUUCAGUUGUAAUGGUGUUACAUUAAGUCACGUUGCCGUGGUGAUCUUUAUUGAUUUGAUUCUCCAGCAACGAAGCAGUUUAUGGUGAAGUUUUUACCGCUACAAUGGUGGAUAUCUUUAUUGAGCUGUUUGGUUCCGAAGCCGAGGAACAGUAUAUACUACAAUGCAUGUCUUACAUUAUGAUACUCAUGGCCGUGACAACAUUUCUAGCUUUACUUUUUGAGAACGUCCCCUAUGGCAGAUAUGCAACCAGCAAGUAUGGGUUUCCUGUUAACGUUAAACUUGCUUGGUUUGUGCAGGAGUUGCCUGCAUUCGUGGUACCCAUCUUUUUAGUGCUGAAGUCGUCUGCUGCGCAGGUAUCUCAGACGACAAAUCGUUUUCUUAUCGCUAUGUAUUUUUGCCAUUAUGUGCACAGAUCUCUCAUCUACCCAUUUUUGAUUAAAGGAGGAAAACCGACACCUUUUUUUUCGUUUGCUCUGGCGUUUAUUUUCUGUCUAUACAAUGGGUAUCUCCAGAUACGAUACCUGAGCCACUUUGCGGAGUACCCUCCAGACUGGGUCACACACCCUUGUUUCAUCGCAGGAUCCACGCUCUGGUUACUAGGGUGGCUUGUGAAUAUCUAUUCAGACCAUCUCCUUCGGAAUCUUCGAAAAGCUGGGGAAACGGGUUAUAAGAUACCAGUAGGUGGCAUGUUUGAAUAUGUGUCCGGUGCAAAUUUCCUGGGGGAAAUUGUGGAAUGGUCAGGAUUUGCUCUCGCGGCACACUCGAUUCACAGUGCUGCUUUUGCCAUCUUUACACUCAUCGUGCUUUCCAGCAGGGCUGUGGCACAUCACAAGUGGUAUCUUGCAAAAUUUGAAGAUUACCCAAAGUCAAGAAAAGCUUUAAUACCUUUUGUGUUUUGAUGAGCAAUGAUUCUUGGACUGAAAUUUCACUUUAACAUGAGCAUAACACUGAAUGCCUUUCUCACACCUUUAUCAAGUUAUCAGUACUGCAUGUGAAAUAAAGAGUAGCAUACAGUAUGCUAACUCCCAUUAUUUUAUUUUUUAUCAAUCUAUCAUUCCUAUUCGUCUGCCAUUAUAGUACCGACAGUGAUUAUUUCUUGUUUUGUUGUGUUGAAAAGUGUUGAAAAGUGUAUGUAUUCAAUUAGAUUUUUUCUUUCCCUACAGUGCAGUCUAUAUGUAUUUUGACAAUUUCUGUUCUUUUGGGUCUGCAUAUUGGAUUUUAAAUUAUCGAUAAAUGUGUGGUUGAAGUGCAGACUGUCCCCUUUAAUUUGAGGGUAUUUACAUCUAUAUCGGGUGAUGUGUGUAGGAAUCACAACCCUUUUUAUACAUAAACCCCUCCACCCCCCCCAUUUUAAGGGACCAAAAUGGUUGGCAUCUCAGCUGCUUCUGAAUGGUCAGGUGUCAUCAAUCACUUUCUUAGUGCAGGUUUAAGAAAGCUUUCAGUCUCUUGUCUUGAUUCUAGGCUUUUGAUUACCUUUGGAGUCUGUUAUUGGCAUUUGUCAAUAUGAGGACCAGAGUUGCGCCAAUGAAAGUCAAGGAAGCCAGUAUGAGACUGAGAAAUAAGAAAAAACAUUCAGAAACAUAGGCUAAACACUAGGCUUUCCAAAAUAAACUGUUUGAACAUCAUUGAGAAGAAAGGGAAGAAGCCUUGUUUCCUCUACUAAGAAAGCGAUUAAGUACACCCGACUAAUCCAAAUUAGCUGGGGCAUAAAAAGGGAUGUAAUUCUGAAACGGUCAUGCAAUAUGGCUAUAAAUGCCGUCAAAUUAUAGGUAACAUUCUGCAUGUUAACCUCAUGUUCAUUGAUUAAUUUCUAAAAUUGUAUCACUGUCCAAAUCCAAUACGUACUGCAAUUUAGAAGUAUUAGCCCCUCUGUAUUAACAAUCUAAAUCGGGCCUGGCAGAUGAAAUUUUUUGAGAGAUCACACUUUAUAUGUUAACGAUUUCCUGCUAUGUUAAUUUUCUAAUCCACCUGUGAAUAUCACUGACUUUGUAAAAUCUCACAACUGAAACAGGAGAUGGAUCAGUCAUACUGUCUUUAGCACCAAGGAACUACCCAUGUUACACCAAAUUUAAGUUGUUAGGAGGCAAAAGGCUGGAGUAGGUUAUGAAAAGUUUGGCAAAGCUUUGAAGCCUCUUAGGAGAACUGUAACAAAAUGUAAAAUAUAUAUUACAACUUAGGUUACAUAUACAGUAGUACCGAGAUCAGGUCAUCCUGCCAGAUGAGAAGGAUUGUCAGAAGCCACCGAGAGGCCAGCUACAACACUGACAGUGAGUUGCAGAACUGGCUGAAAUCGGAGAAACGAAACAACAAGAAACAAGAUUUCGCCUCGUUAGGAGAGGGGCUAGACAGAAGCCACUUCUGAGAAAGGCCAACAUUAAGUCACACCUGACAUUUUCCAGAAGCUAUGCGACAUACCCUGAAACGUUCUGGAAGAUGAUUUAGUGGUCCGAUGAGACCAUAUUGUGGUCUGAGGGCAAAGCUCUGUGUUUCGCUCAAAACCAAACAGAGCCCAUCACCAAGGGAACACCAUCCCUACCAUCAAGCAUUGUGAUGGAAACAUGAUGCUGUAAGGUUACUUUUCAGCAGGAGGGGCAUCAGUGGAUGGAGCGAAAUACUGGCAGAUCCCUGACGAAAAACUGUGUCAGUCCACAGGAGACCUGCAUUUAGGGUGAAGACUCAAAACGGGCAGUGACCCAAAGCACUCAGGAAACUACAAACUACUCAAACAAAAACCUCAUACUAAAAAAUAUCUAAAACGACUCGGUCCUGUAAUUGCUGCCAAGGGCCUGUUUUACAAAGUAUUGACCCUGGGUCAAUUUUAAUUGUGUUUUUGGUUUUUGGUUAUUUUUUAUUUUAUUCUAUUUGCAUUGGAUAUAUUGACUUGUGUUGGAUGAGUGAAAAUAGCUCAACGCAUUAAAACUCUAAGGUGUAAAAGGGCAAAAUGUUAAUAAGUUCUGUGGGGGUGAAUUCCUUUCGUGAUGGGGGAGGGAGGCAAAUAAUUGCAUAUUCAGAAAAAAUACAAUGGAAAUGCAUCCAAGCUCAUAAAAAUACCCCUGCGGUUUCUGAAAUGCAUUAUUAUCAUGAACAGUUGGGAGGUUGGAUUAAUCAUAAACACCAUAAGUAGGUGUCCGUGAGGUAGAUUGAUCCAUUCAACUAAUCAUUUUAUAGGUUGAAUGGUUCAAGACCACAACUUGAGCAGCCCUUAAAGAAAAUGAUGAAUAAACGGAAAUAUUAACUUCC
Molecule: messenger RNA, 3279 nt
Organism: Conger conger (European conger)
Lineage: Eukaryota; Metazoa; Chordata; Actinopteri; Anguilliformes; Congridae
Gene: srd5a1
Product: steroid-5-alpha-reductase, alpha polypeptide 1 (3-oxo-5 alpha-steroid delta 4-dehydrogenase alpha 1)
Exons: 5
Coding region: 141-938 (265 amino acids)
Biological process (GO): steroid biosynthetic process
Cellular component (GO): membrane
Molecular function (GO): 3-oxo-5-alpha-steroid 4-dehydrogenase activity
Source: RefSeq, a predicted model, not a curated record